Giardia duodenalis is the source of this 2430-nucleotide messenger RNA. RefSeq lists its product as uncharacterized. Bases 1 to 2430 code for a protein of 809 amino acids. The transcript has a single exon. The record is from RefSeq and is a predicted model, not a curated record. NCBI's taxonomy places the organism in Eukaryota, Fornicata, Diplomonadida, Hexamitidae.
AUGACGCGGCGCAUCCAGUGCGGAGGCUCCAGCCUCGAGAUCGACCCGCUGACCGGCGAGCUCUCCUUCGAGGACUUCCUGAACACGGCAGAGCCGCCCGAGCAGGACCCGAUGCCCGUCCCGAAGAUCGACGUCGGAGGAUCGCUGGAGAUACUUAACAGCCCGAUUGUCGAGGCUAUCUUCGGCGACGUCCUUGAUAAGCUAGAUCUUUUCAAGAAAGAUGUCGACGCGUUCAUUGCGAUGCUCAAGCAGAAGACGAAGAACGCGAUCAAUUGGGGGUUAGCGUUAGUCGGCGUGACGACUGUCUCGGGCCUCAUGGUCGUCAUGGUGAGAGAGAUCACCAUGGCCAUCAAGCGCUGGCAGCGAACGAGAGAGUAUCAGGACAGUCAGCAGCCAGAAGCCCAGCCGAAGAUGAUCUCCAAGGAGAACAUGGAGAAGAAGGACGAGAUCAGCGAGAUUAGCGGCGAAGAUGUGGAACCGCCGAGUCUCGGGGAGUACGAGGAGCAGGUGUAUGACGAGAACGGCAACGCCAUGUUGAAUCCUGACGGCUCGCCGUUGACAAAGACAGUCGUUAUCCCCCUCGAUCGGGACAUCUCCGACCAGUACGACCCAAUUCCCGAACCCGAUGACAUCUCAGAAGAGGAAGAGGAGAUAGAAGAGGACGAAGUGGAAGAGGAGCCGCCCAUCAAGAUAACUGAUGAGCUGAUCAGCGAUAUCUUCUGGGAGUUCGACAAGCAGCCCAUCCUCAACGAAGAGAACUUCGAGUUCCUCUACGACAGCGGCGUUUACAUCAUUCACAUCCCCCACGUAUAUAUGAAGCGUACAUGCAAGUUGGGCGGCGACUAUGCGGCCUAUCCCUGCAAGAUGAUCGAAAGCAUCAUCGGACCUGCCUUAUGGGACAGAUACGGCCAUACAUUCAAACUGCGCUUUCCAAACUGCUCACAUCAAGUAUCUGGUCCCAUGGGCACUGAAAUCUGUUGUAAGUGUCAUAUGAAUGAUUCAGUUCAUUGGAGGAUACGCGUAAUACCGGACGAUCAGCCUAUAUGGUAUAACAACGACUGCACGUGCGGCGCUAAUUGCAGUUGUCGUUGCCAUACCAAGACUCCAGAGAGCGUCUUCACCGUAACAUACAAUUGCGUUUUUUGGUGUGUUCCCUGUGCCACAAGAUGUAUCUAUACCCAGUACGAAUCUGACUGUUGGACUCAUUACAAUUUUUCCACGGAUCGGGGCUUUAGAUCAGAAAGUGUCGCCGAUAGUAACGGUUUUAGUUCUGCAUAUAUAAUACCCGCAGGUAAAAAAAUCAUACGUUAUGAGAGCGAAAACAAGAACUACCCAUAUAACUCGCGCGAGUGCUGUGACUUCUGCAAGGUGAUGAAGAAUUACUUUUACGAAACCGAGGGCUACAAGCUGCACCGCACCAACACAGAGGUCUACAUCUUCUUCUCCCGCGGCGAGAACUCGACAAUCUUCGAGAAAUGCAACGACCUCUUCAAUGGCUAUGUGUCCCAGAAGAUCCACGACCUUCUUUCAGACUGGGACGCUGGCAACAAUAAGAUCAUGAAUCGACUCAGCAUCGACUGUAAGUGCGAUGUGAAGCGGCCGCGCUGCACGGACGUCUUCCGAGGCCUGGGAGAGGUCCAUGCUGAUACCGUUGGUUUCCUAAAAGGCCAUGCCCAGAAGGUCAAAUGGAUAUACCUCCCCGACUACGAUUCAAAUCUCGGCUUGCCUUGGUGGUAUGACGACCCGCACGACUACCAAUCGAUCUCGAAGGUCUGCGCAUUCGAGGGCUUCCUCGAGCGCAACAUCCCCGAGCACGUCAUCCGCUUCUACUCUUACCGCAGACUCACAGACAAGAAGUGGUUCGGGAACCUCUACAAGCAGAUCUGCGAUGCGAUACUCUUGGAUUACCCAGACAUGCCUGCGGGCAUUGGGGCUGCUGCGCAGAAGUGGAAGGACUUCAACGCAUGGAAAGGCAUUGAUAAGAUGCUCAGCGACGUCGUUCCGGUUAAACAGAUAUAUCCCGAACAGGUUUAUCCUGAGACGCGGCUCUUCACUAGCAAGCCGGCCAACUGGAACCAGCUGAAGCAGCGCGGCGCGAGUUGGACCGGCGAAGUAGAGCCAGAGCUCGCGUCCUUCAAGCGCUACCUCGACCUCCUCAACAAGUACUACCCGGGCUGGUGGGAGUUCCGGGAGACGCAGGAGCUCGGCUGGUGGGACAAUUUCUGGACCCAGAUACCCGACCUCAGGGACCUUGAGCGGACCUCCAUCUUCUACUACGAGGACCUCACCAUUGACGAGACCCACUAUGAGAUAUACGGCGAACCUCCUUGGUGGCGCAGUUUCUGGGGGCCGACGAUACGAGACAAGGCGCCCGACCCGGAGAGGCCGCGCACAUACGAGGAAACAGUUGAAGUGGCAAGUCGAUAUUAG